AUGCCCAAAAAACAUAAUACAAUGUCAAAUGAUGAUCGAUAUACCUUUGGUGUUGGAAAUUCACAUGGAUGGCCAACUAUAGUUGGAAAAAUAAAACCUGCAACUGAACGAGUAAUGUCAAUAGUAUCACCAGUGAGUAGUUACUUAUUUAAGUUUUUAUUUGUUUAGUAUAUCGACAAAGUGAUCUAUCACAGAAAGGCGAAAUGAAUGAAAGCACCUAUUAUUUUAUGAAAUUCACGUAUAUUUUCGAAGAAAAUAGGGAGUGGAAGUUUAAAUCGAGGUUUUGGCGACUGUCAUACCACUCCUUCUCCCAAGGCUUUCCCAUGACACACACUUCUUCAUAAAAGUAUGAACUAAUCAGGUUCUAACUUUCGAGAAUAAUCAAUAUUAGUGUUUUUGAAUUUAUCGAGAUAUAUAAAAGUGCAUUGAGAUAUUGUAUGGUAUAUAAUAUAUGUAUACGACAGGCUUAUUUCUCACGAGAGAAGGUCACCAACUGUUCAAUCGCUUUUGCGUUGAGACUAUCUAAAUUAUGUAGGUACAAAUGAGCUAUGAAUACCCUGAAAAAAGUUCGAGCUGAUAGCUUAUUGCUACGGAGAUACUGCACUUUUACGGUAUGUUUUUUAUAUUUUAAUGCCGUUGUUCUCCUCAGAAACAGAAGAAAUAAAUGUGGAAACCUCGGAUUUAAAUCCGAGAAUUAUGUGUACUUCAAAAAGUGAAUGAGACAGAUGAGUCAUCCUAGAAUGUGUGGACAUCAAAAUUGUCCUGGCAAACUCUUUCUGUAAACACUUAAUUUCUAUUGGCUAUUGCUCAGCCAAUACGAUUUGGAGGCAAAUACAGAUCAGAUUUGAACUCUUCACCUUGAUUUACCCUAAGAAACUCGUUUUUCCUAUAAUUUGAUUUCUAUUGGUUACUGCUCAACCAAUGGGAUUUCGAGGCGAAUGGAACAUAGAUUCGAGUUCUCCAUUCUAGAAAACCUCGAACUAUCAUCUCUGUGAUGGGAAGAUAGACCUCUAAUUGUGGAUCACAUAGGGCGUAGACAAAAACAGAACCGAAUUCCGAUUAAUUAUCUUUGCAAUAGGCGAGUUAGCUUUCUUGUUUCUUUAUGUUUUAUAUACCAUUUUGUAGCUCGUGAAAUUCUCUAUCGAAUGGUAUGUAAUAGUUGCGGUUUUAUUUGACUAUGAUAGGAAAAGUUUUUUAUGAAAACAGAGAAGGAUCUAUCUUCUGAUAGGAAAAAAUGACUAUUUUUGCAAUAACUCAGCAAUGGCUCGGCUAAUCAUUCUCAUCUUCGAACUCGACCGAGAUAUUGUUAAGACUAAACUGUGUUGAAAAUUUCAUCGCGAUCGGACUCUUCUUUCAAAAGUUAUCGUGUAAACGGACGGCCGGCCGGACACACUGACCGAUUCUAGAGUGUACUCACUUUUUGAGUACACAAAAAUGAUUUUCGAAUUUCGACUUGAAACUUGACAUUGAAAAAGGCUUUACCGAGAAUAGUAUUUUAUGAAAGUUUCAGAUCUUGUUGCUGUUACUAUCUGUAGAUACAACUAUGAUAACUUCAUUCGGAUAAGCCAGAAAAAUUUGAUGUUCUCAUUUUAGGAUAGGAAUAGAUCAAAAGAUCUGAAACUUUCACAAAAUAUUGUUCUUGAUAAAGUCUUGUUCAAUGUCAAGUUUCAAGUUGAAAUUCGAAAAUCAUUUUUUUUUGUGUUCCUGAGGGGAGACCACGACAUUAAAAUAUAAAAACCUACCGUAAAAGUACAGUAUCUCCGUAGCAAUAAGCUAGCAGCCCGAAUUUUUUUCAGGGUAUUUAUAGCUCAUUUGUACCUAUAUAAUGCACAUAGUCUCAACGCAAAAGUGAUUGAACAGUCGGUAACCUUCCUUCAUCAUUUAAAUGAAUAGUUAGAAGAAUAAAAAAUAAUAAAUUAAGAAAAGCAAAAGAAAAUAAAUAACGAGCGAAUAGCAACAAGACAAUGAAAAUAAAGCGGCCGUAAGAAAGAGACACGAAAAAAAAUUGUGUUUGAAAUGCAGAAAUAAAUAAGACAGA
Messenger RNA from Rotaria sordida, 2038 nucleotides. The record is from the annotation of a GenBank genome assembly. NCBI's taxonomy places the organism in Eukaryota, Metazoa, Rotifera, Eurotatoria, Philodinida, Philodinidae.